Aspergillus versicolor CBS 583.65 is the source of this 504-nucleotide messenger RNA. It is a transcript of the gene skpA, whose product is annotated as SCF ubiquitin ligase subunit skpA. The record is from RefSeq and is a predicted model, not a curated record. Gene Ontology annotation, cellular component: nucleus; cytoplasm. The coding region runs from base 1 to 504 and encodes 167 amino acids. The transcript has 4 exons. Lineage: Eukaryota; Fungi; Ascomycota; Eurotiomycetes; Eurotiales; Aspergillaceae. Gene Ontology annotation, molecular function: cullin family protein binding. Gene Ontology annotation, biological process: mitotic cell cycle; SCF-dependent proteasomal ubiquitin-dependent protein catabolic process.
AUGUCUGAGAAAAGCCAACAAAUGCUCACCCUUGUCAGCAAUGACAACAAAAAUAUCGAAGUUGCUCGCGAUGUUGCUGAGCGCUCUCUGCUGAUCCACAACUUGCUCGAUGACCUUGGUACCCCUGAGGCGCCUCCUUCGGAGCCCAUUCCCAUUCCCAAUGUGAGCGAGAACGUUUUGACCAAGGUCCUAGAGUGGUGCCAACACCACCGCAAUGACCCGCUUAGCAACACCGAAGAGGACGACUCGCGCCGCAAGACGACUGAUAUCGAGGAGUGGGACCAAAAGUUCAUGCAAGUCGACCAGGAGAUGCUAUUCGAGAUAAUCUUGGCUGCCAACUACCUCGAUAUCAAGCCGCUGCUUGACAUCGGGUGCAAGACUGUCGCCAAUAUGAUCAAGGGCAAGUCCCCUGAGGAGAUUCGCAAGACGUUCAACAUACAAAACGACUUCACCCCCGAGGAGGAGGACCAGAUCCGCCGCGAGAACGAAUGGGCUGAGGAGUAG